This is a messenger RNA of Durio zibethinus, 2973 nucleotides long. The record is from RefSeq and is a predicted model, not a curated record. Lineage: Eukaryota; Viridiplantae; Streptophyta; Magnoliopsida; Malvales; Malvaceae.
AUGGCAUUCAUUAGAUUAUAUUUUCUUCUUCUACUCCGACAUUUGGUUUCAGUAUCUGGAAAUUUGGAUAAAGCUUAUCACAACCAUCAUCAUCAUCUCCACCAUUCUUUGCUUAAAGACAAGGCUGCUCUUCUUUCAUUCAAGAAGUCAAUAUUAGUUGAUCCAAAAUCCACACUUGCCAACUGGGAAGAGGCUGCUCCUGUUUGCAACUUCACCGGUGUCACAUGUGAUGAGCGACCUCAACAUGUGGCACAUAUCGACCUCUCUAGCUCUGGACUUGUGGGGAAGAUCUCACCGUUCCUUUCAAACCUCACUGCCCUUCGACUCCUAAACCUUUACGAAAAUCACUUCUUCGGUACCAUUCCGCCUGAACUUUCCUCCCUCGGACACCUCCAUACUCUCGUAUUAAAUAAAAAUAAUUUAAAUGGUCUAGUACCUGACAGUUUCAGCCUCCUGACCAACCUCACUGUAUUUGCUGUUAUGGAAAACAAUUUGACAAGUCCCCUCCCGCCUUCUUUUUUCUCAAACUGCACUCACUUAGAAGUUAUAGAUAUCUCUUUCAACUUAUUCAGUGGUCAAAUUCCAGAAGACAUCGGAAAUUGUCCAAGUUUAUGGAGCCUCAAUUUAUACAACAAUCAAUUUACAGGACAACUUCCCGCCUCCUUAACCAACACUACACUGUAUAAUCUUGAUGUGGAGUACAAUCUUCUAUCUGGUGAAAUACCUUCAGACAUUGUAUGGAAGCUGCCUACACUUCUCUAUCUUCAUUUAUCAUAUAACAACAUGACAAGUCAUGAUAACAACACCAAUCUCUAUCCAUUCUUCGCUGCAUUGGGAAAUUGCACUGUUUUGAGGGAGCUUGAAUUGGCUGGCAUGGGGCUUGGAGGAAGAUUACCUAGCUUCAUUGGCCAUCCUAGUCUACAGCGUCUAGAAUUGCAAGAAAACCACAUCUUUGGAUCGAUUCCUCCAGAAAUAGGAAAUCUUUCAAAUAUUACAAUGCUGAACUUGACAUCCAAUUUUCUAAAUGGAACAAUCCCAGAAGAGGUCAGUCUAUUGUUAAUGUUGGAGCAGCUCUUUUUGUCCCACAACAUUUUCAGCAUCAAAAUUCCUGUAGCGUUAGGGAAACUCCCUCAUCUUGGUCUGAUUGAUCUAUCAAACAACAAAUUCUCUGGAGAAAUUCCGGCCACCCUAGGAGAUUUAGUUGCACUUCGUUCUUUGUUUCUAAAUAACAACCUCCUUUCGGGGACAAUACCACCAAAACUACUGAAAUGCAAAAAUCUGAACAUGCUUGAUCUGUCCUACAAUAAAUUAACAGGGAGGAUCCCUCCAGAGAUAGCAGACCUACGUGAAAUCAGAAGAUUUAUAAAUUUGUCACACAAUCUUCUUGAAGGGCCUUUGCCAAUAGAGCUCAGCAAGCUGGAAAAUGUUGAAGAAAUCGACCUUUCAUCAAACAACCUUAGUGGUAAUGUCUUUCCCCAAAUAUCAAGCUGUGUUGCAGUGAUGGUGAUAAAUCUCUCACACAAUUCACUUGAAGGGCAGCUUCCAGAUUCUGUAGGUGACCUAAGGAACCUCCAGUCAUUUGAUGUUUCAAGCAACAAUAUAGCUGGAAAGAUACCAAUGAGCCUGAGCAAAAUUAACCUUACAUUUCUGAAUCUUUCUUUUAACAACUUUGAAGGAAUGAUUCCCUCUGGUGGCAUCUUCAAUUCAGCCACAAAUAUGUCAUUCUUAGGCAACCCGCAUCUAUGCGGAGCAGCUUCUAGUAGGCCGAUUUGCCCUCAAAAGAAACACUGGUUUCGAUCACGUAUGUUGAUUAUUUUUAUCAUAGUCAUAGUUGUUUCAGUGCUCUUAUCAGCAGUAUGCUGUGUGAUUGGAAUCCGCUGCGUUAAACUAAUGGUUUCUUCCAGGAAAACUGGGAGAUCAAGAAAACCAGCAACACCAAAAAUAAUGCACAAUUUCCCCAGAAUCACUUACAAAGAACUGUCAGAUGCCACUGGAGGAUUUGAUAACCAGAACCUAAUAGGGACAGGCGCAACAGUUUAUAGAGGAGUUCUUCAAGAUGGUACAAGCGUUGCCAUAAAGGUGUUGCAUUUGCAGUCUGGAAAUUCAAUAAAAAGUUUCAACAGAGAAUGCCAAGUUCUGAAGAGGAUUAGGCACAGAAACCUCAUUCGAAUUAUAACAGCAUGUAGUUUACCUGAUUUUAAGGCUUUGGUUCUUCCUUUUAUGGAAAAUGGAAGCUUGGAUAGCCAACUCUAUCCAUAUUCUGAUUCGGGUUUGGGUUCAGGCUCUUCAGAUUUGAGUCUACUUCAGAGAGUUAGCAUAUGCAGUGACAUUGCUGAAGGGAUGGCCUAUCUGCAUCACCAUUCCCCUGUUAGAGUCAUACACUGUGAUCUAAAGCCCAGCAAUGUUCUCCUAAAUGAUGAUAUGACAGCAUUUGUUUCAGACUUUGGGAUUGCAAGGCUGGUUAUGACAGUAGGAGCUGGCAAUGGAGGUGGGGUUAUUGAGAACAUGGGAAAUUCUACUGCAAAUAUGUUAACAGGAUCAAUUGGUUACAUUGCACCAGAGUAUGGAUUUGGAUCUAAUACAUCUAUCAAGGGAGAUGUAUACAGCUUUGGAAUUGUAGUUCUUGAGAUGGUGACCAGAAAACGACCGACCAAUGAGAUGUUUGUUGGUGGUUUAAGCCUGCACAGAUGGGUGAAGAGUCAUUACCAUGGAAGGUUAGAAAAAGUGGUUGACUCAUCUUUGAUUAGAGCUUCAAGGGAUCAGUCGCCAGAAGUGAAAAGAAUGUGGGAAGUUGCAAUUGGAGAAUUGAUUGAAUUGGGUAUUCUCUGCACACAAGAAACUCCCUCUGCUAGACCGAGCAUGCUUGAUGUUGCUGAUGACCUGGAUCGCCUUAAAAGGUACCUUAGUGGGGAUACAACUGCCACAUUUGCCUCAUCUCUUGGAAUUUGUUCUUCCACUCUAGUUGAUGACUAA